Molecule: messenger RNA, 327 nt
Organism: Puccinia triticina
Lineage: Eukaryota; Fungi; Basidiomycota; Pucciniomycetes; Pucciniales; Pucciniaceae
Exons: 2
Coding region: 1-327 (108 amino acids)
Source: RefSeq, a predicted model, not a curated record
AUGAAUUGCAUCUUCUUCACGAGUCUAUUGGUUGUCAUCCUAAUUAGCCUGGAUUCCUCGGCGGCCCGACCUGCUAUACGGCUCGGCGCCCAGGACGUAGAUUACUUUAGCCAUUCGCUCGAAAGAAAUUCGUUCAUGAUGGCUGAAGAUCCACACUCUGACCUCCACUCAUCGCCCGCCUCAGCGUCUGAUGGCGAGCCAUGGUCCUGGACUGACCUUGCAAGGUAUUACCGUGACGCCAUUUGGGGAAAGGGCGCGGAUCAUAUAACCGGCGAAGAGGAACUGAAGAAUGGGGACGUUGCCGCGAAGGAUGGCAGCACCAAGUAG